AUGUAUUAACAUUCUUCAAAUACUCUAAAAAUUGAUUGGGAAUGUUAAGGUCUUGAUAAUGAACCUAUUGAAGCUUACUGUGGAUUUUAUCAGUUUUAUAUCACUGUUCAUUAUUGUAGAACUGGUUGUCAAACUUGCAUAAAUGAAAUCGAUUGUGCAAAUCCAAAUACAGUGUUAAUUACAACAUGCUCAGAUAAUUAUUACUAUGAUUGGAAUUCUAAUUAAUGUUUGAUUUGUCCAAAUAAUUGUUUAACUUGCACAUCUUUAUAAAAUUGUUUAACGUGUAAAAUAGGAUUCAUUAAUCCUCUUUAAGGAUGUAUUUGUUCUCCUAAUUCUUAUUUUGAUUAAAUACAGGAAUAAUGUAUAUAGUGUUCUUAAAAUUGUGAUAGAUGUAUUAAUAAUUUAAUAUGCACCUAAUGUGAUUUUAAAAAGUUUAGAGUAUUAAUUAAUAAUUAAUGUGUUUGUAAUGAAGGUUAUUUUGAUGAUAAUUAAAAUUGUUAAGAAUGCAUUUAAUUUUGUAAGAAAUGCACUUCAUAAUAUGAUUGUGAAGAUUGUAUUUUAGGAUUUAUUCUUAAUAAUGAUUAUCUCAAUUGUGAAAUGCCUAUAAAUUAAUAUUAUGCUAUAAGUCUUGAUUAGUUUUUUGAGUGUCCUUAGAAUACUUAAUGUGAUCCUUGUAAUUCAAAUUAUAUUGAUUGCAAUUGUGGGGAUGGUCUAAUUACUUAAAUUGAAGAAUGUGAUGAUAGAAAUAUUUAUGCAAAUGAUGGAUGCUAUAAUUGUAAAUUAGAAUGUUAACCUCAGUGUACAAAAUGUGUAAGAGGAGUAUGUUAUGAAUGUGCAACUAUAGGUUGGUAUUUAGAUACUUAAAUAAAUAAUUAUAUUUGUAAAGAAUAAUGCAGAGAUGAAAAAAUAGUAGGAAUUGAAAAAUGUGAUGAUGCUAUUGAAUCAACUAGAAAAAUUUGUAAGAAUUGUUAAUUUUAUUGCUAUCCAGAUUGUUUAGAGUGCAAUUAUGAUUUAGGUUAAUGUUUAAGAUGUAGAGAGGGUUUAAACCCAUAUUCUAAUUAUUGUAAAAACAUUUGUGGAGAUGGAAUAAUUGUUUCAGCUCCUGAUAUUAAAUAUAUGGAACAGUGUGAUGAUGCUAAUUUAGCUGAUGAUAAUGAUGGUUGCACAUCAGAUUGUAAUUUUAAAUGUUAAAAUACAUUAAUAUGUGAUAUGUGUUUAAAUAAUAAAUGUCAUCAUUGUGUUGAUGUGUACAAAUUAAACCCAAAGUUACAUAGAUGUGAAUGUAGAGAUUCCUGUCUUAAAUGUGACCUUUCACUAGGUAAUGGAUGUAUACAAUGCAAAAUUGGAUAUCAAUUACAUAAUAAAUAAUGCUUUAGUAUUUGUGGUGAUGAAAUUGUCACACCUGAUGAAUAAUGCGAUGACGGAAAUUUGAUAUUUGAUGAUGGAUGUCAUCUUUGCUAAUAUUAUUGCUUAAAUUCAUGUGCUCUUUGUUUUAAAGGUAUUUGCUUAAAAUGUUUUGAAAAUUAUUUACUAAUCUAAGAAAGAUGUAUCGAAAUAAAUGAAAUAUAAAGUACUCCUACUUAACUUAAUAUCAAUUAUCUUUCUGAUACAUAUGACUAUUAAGAAUUAUAUUUAUUUUAUGAAUACAAUACUUAUUUAAAAGCUAUUACUCUCUAAUCAUUAGCACUAUAAAAAAAAGAGAUUAUGUAAUAAAUCUAAUCAAUAUAUUUUACAUAUUUUAAAAGUUAUCUAAUUAUAGGAUAAAAUUUGGCAUUUUUUGAUCAAAGAGAUGAUUUAAUCAUAGACUAUUUGAAAAAUAAUGAAAAUAAUAUCUUAUACACAACUUGCUCUUAAAGUGAUAUUGAAAGUUCAUCAAUUUGUUUAUCAUGCACAAAAUCAUAAUGUUUAAUGAGAAAAAGAGAAAAUAUAAAAGAAAAUAGUAAAUUGAUUUUUGGAGAUGCAAUUUUAGCUCGGAAUGAAUAAUGCAAUUAUCUGAUUUAAGAUUAUUAACAAAUAUAUUUUAAGUGUCCUCUUAAUUGUUAAUAUUGUCAUUUAGGAUUAUGUAUUAAUUGUUCUACAGGCUACUAUUUAAAUUCAAUAACAAAUUCUUGUGAUUCGAUAUGUGGAGAUUAAAUGAUAUUAAGUGAAGAAAAUUGUGAUGAUGGUAAUAAUAUUUUAUAUGAUGGUUGUUCUAAUUGUAAAUUCUAAUGUCAAGAAACAUGUAUAAAUUGUCAAUAUGGAAAAUGUUUAUCUUGUAUAGAAUCAUAUUAUUAUAAUUCAGAGUAAAAAAAAUGUUUUUAGAGAAAAUAAUGUGAUGAGUCAAAAGGAUUGUAUUAUGAUGAUCAUAAGAAUAUAUGUUUUUCAAAAUGUGGAGAUAAAAUUAAAGCUUAUGAUGAAUAAUGUGAUGAUGGAAAUGAAUAGUCUGAUGAUGGAUGUAAUUAAUGUAGAUUUUAAUGUGAAUUACUAUGUAAAAUUUGUAUAAUUGACAAAUGUAUUUAAUGUGUUGAUGGAUAUAAAAUAGAAAAUUAAGUUUGUAUAAGUACAUGCGGGGAUGGAAUAGUUCUUACGCCUGAAUAAUGUGAUGAUGGUAAUAAUGUUUCAAGAGAUGGUUGUACUUAAUGUAUGAUUGAUGCAGGAUACUAAUGUAAAAUAGAAUAACAAAAAAGUAUAUGUAACAUUUGUUAAUCAAAUUGCGAAAAUUGUAUCUAUAUAAAAGGUGAUAUCAAAUGUACUUCAUGUUUAAAAGGAUAUUUCUUAUUUGAGUAUGAAUGUAUCAAAUGUUCAGAGUAAUGCGAAGAGUGUGAAAAGACUCCAAAUAAUUGUACUUAAUGUAAAUUAGAUAAAUGUGAAAAAUGUGAUAAUAAAUAAGGAUUAUAUCUUGAUUAUAAUUUUAAAAAGUGUAUUAAUAAAUGUGGAGAUAAUAUUAAGGCAGGAGAUGAAUAAUGUGAUGAUGGUAAUAAAUUUGAUAAAGAUGGUUGUUCUUCUGUAUGUGAAAUUGAAAAUGGCUAUGAAUGUUAAUAAAAUAUUUGUUCUAAAAUUCCAGAAAAAAAAGUUGAUAUCACUUUUACUAACUCAAACUCUAAUAAUAAUUUAGCAUUAAAAAGUGAAAUUAAUUUUUUAAAUAUAUGCUCUUUAAUCCAAAUCAAAAUUAAUCUUUUUGAACCAUAAGAAUUUAACUAUAGCUUAAUAUAAUUUAAAAUUAAUGAAACAUCAAUUUAUGGAUGUUAAAUUGAAUUUUAAUUCUUUAAAACUAUUUCAGAGGUGAAUUUGAUACAUUUAUUGAUACCGUUAUCUAAUUAAUCCUCAAGAUUUUUAAAUGAAAUAAGAGAAAUUGUAAUUACACCCAGAAAAUAAAUAUUUUACAAUCAGGAAUAAAAAGAAUAAGCCUUAUAAAUAGUUAGUGCUUCUAAUUAAUUCACAUUCCUUCUUUAAUUAAUUGGACCUCUUACUAUAAUCUUUGGUGGAUUAGACUCUUUUUGGACAAUUUUGGAGAUAUUAACUUGGAUAAAUUAUUUCUAUUUUUUUAAUAUAGACUAUCCACUUAAUGUUUAAUCCUUUUUUAAAGAAAUCUAAUGGGAUGAUAUUUUUGCCAUUCCAAAUUUAAUAGAACUUAAUUAACCUACAGAUUCUUAUUAUUUUGAAGCUCCUCCAAAAUUCGCUGAAAAAGGUGUCAAUCCACUAUUUAUCUAAAAUAUUUAAGUAUUUUGUAUUUUAUUUUUGAUUUCUAUUCUUAUUUACGGUUUAGCAUCCUUUAUUUUAAUGAUCUUUCAGAAAAAAUUGUUUAUUAAAACAACAUAAUAAACACAAAAAAUUUAAAUAUACACAAUUUGUUAUUAAUAAUAAUAAAUUGAAGGCUAAUAAUAAAAUUUACAAAAACCUCAUGAAAAUCUUUAAGAAAAUCUUUAAAAAUUAUCUAAAUUAUCAUUGUCAAUUUUUAAGUUUAAUUACGAAUAUAAAUAGAAUUUUUAGUCUCAUUUAUUUUCGAUAAUUGAUUUAUUUAUAUUAGAUAUAUUUAUGGCAAGCCUUUUACAAAUCACUUGCACUAAUAAUUUCAAUCAUUUCAUCUUAAUAAUUAAUUUUGGAUUAGCUUUAUUUGCUUUGAUAUUUAUUUUUCUUAUUUUCUAAGUGUAUUUUCAUGUUAGUUAAAAGCAUGCUCUCUUGUUAAAACAUUCCAUUUAUUAACGCAAAUUCUUUUCAAUAUACCAUUCAAUUAAUUUUGAAAACUCACAUGCCAAAAAAUAUUGUUAUUUAAAUAUUAUUCGAAAAGCAGCAUUUAUUUUUUCACUUUUAUAUUUUUACUAGAAGCCUUUGUUAUAAACUAUUUUAUGUUGUAUAUCUUGCUCUAUAAAUUAGGCUUUUUUACUUUAUGAAAAUCCUUAUAAAGAUAAAAUAUCAUUUUUCAAAACAGCUAUACCUGAUUUUUGCAUAUUUUUUGUUACAUUAUUAAAUGUUUUAAUAUCUCUAGAAGAUUAUAGCAAGAUAUUAGAUUUUGAAUAGAAAUAUAUAAUUGGAUGGAUGAUUAUCUCACUAAUAAGUUUAUCAAUUCUAGUUUAAAUUAUAUUUUUAUUCCAGUAAGUUGUAAAUAAUUUGAAAUCAAAUUUAUAAAGUAUAAGAGGCCUUCUUUCAAGUUGA
Paramecium sonneborni is the source of this 4632-nucleotide messenger RNA. The record is from the annotation of a GenBank genome assembly. NCBI's taxonomy places the organism in Eukaryota, Ciliophora, Oligohymenophorea, Peniculida, Parameciidae.